CACUCCUGUAAGUGCACCUUGGUCUUACCGAGCAAUCAUUCAUCUAAAUGACAAUCUUCCAGGAUCUCCACUUGCCGCACCAUCAAGAAGUAUUCUCUCAGGAGAAAGCAGGAAAGCUCAUCGAGGCAGUCACGCGUGUCCAAUUGAAGGUUAGUUGAUAUGCUCAUUCCACUUGCAUAGGCGCCGAGGUUCACCAUUUUAACUUUGCUCAGAAGGUCAUGGAGACUUAUGGCAAUACUUCAAGCGAUGUAGAAGCCUUGCUUGAUAGCCUAUUGGGAAACUCCAUCCGCGACUUCAAGUCCCGUAUCCCAAUCGGAGCGUAUCCAACCGUUGGUGUUCGAAUGGGCCAACUCAUCGUCAAGCAGCUACUCAUCCAAGGACACAGUCGCGCGAUGAUCGAAUCCUACUUAAAAGCUGCGGUCACGAUUGCGGGACGAGGAAAUCCGCUGUUUGACCCUACUAUCAAGCUCCAGCGAAAGUCUUUUGGUUGGGGCGACCUCUUAGGCGCACAAGCUACCUGCCUUAAAUCCCUCCCACUUAGCAUAUUCUUCGACCUCCGAUCCAACGACACAAGCCCCGAGUACCGGGACGUACACGCUUAUGCACAGGUCAUGGGUGCGACCAUGGGAGCCUUGCUGGAAACCUACCUCGAAAUAUCCCACGAAAUGAAUCAACCACAUGAUUCGGGCAAUGAGAUCAGAACCACGACCAUUGCUGCGAUUGAGGCUUGGAAGGAACAGGGUCCGGCUGGCGUGUUGAUUCAUAACUUGAGUUGGGACAAGAAGACUUCGGAUGCUUUCUUUAGUGGCUUGUUGGAGGGAUUUUAUUAGCUGAUGGUUGAGCGUUGACCAUUUGGGCUUCACCAGGCCUUGAAAUCCUGAGAGCCUGCUAUUGGGUGGCAAAUAUCAGCCGGAUUUUCUUUCUGCGACAAUGAGAUUGGGUCCGAUGACAGGACACGGGAGCUACCUUAGCAUGAGCAAUUGAAUUGAUGAAAUUCGUGG
Molecule: messenger RNA, 1001 nt
Organism: Cadophora gregata
Lineage: Eukaryota; Fungi; Ascomycota; Leotiomycetes; Helotiales; Ploettnerulaceae
Exons: 2
Coding region: 219-830 (203 amino acids)
Source: RefSeq, a predicted model, not a curated record